AUGAAAGGCUUGGUUUUGUGUUUGGGGUUGUUGGUUUUCAUGCUUACCGGUUUUGUUUCUCCUAUGAACAAUGAAGGGAAAGCGUUGAUGGAGAUAAAAGCCUCAUUCAGUAACGUGGCGAAUAUGCUUCUGGACUGGGAUGAUGUUCACAACAAUGACUUUUGUUCUUGGAAAGGUGUCUUGUGCGAUAACGUUAGCCUCUCCGUCGUCUCUCUUAAUCUGUCCUCACUGAAUCUUGGAGGGGAGAUUUCACCAGCGCUUGGAGAUCUCAGGAACUUGCAAUCAAUAGACUUGCAAGGAAAUAACUUGGGUGGUCAAAUUCCAGAUGAGAUUGGAAACUGUGCUUCUCUUGCUUAUGUGGAUUUCUCCACUAAUUCCUUGUUUGGAGACAUACCGUUUUCAAUCUCUAAACUCAAACAGCUGGAGUUUUUGAACCUAAAGAACAAUAAUCUUACAGGCCCAAUACCAGCAACCUUAACCCAGAUUCCUAAUCUUAAGACACUCGACCUUGCAAAAAACCAGCUCACUGGUGAGAUUCCGAGGUUACUCUACUGGAAUGAGGUUCUACAGUAUCUCGGUUUACGUGGGAAUAUGCUGACUGGGACAUUGUCUCCUGAUAUGUGUCAGCUCACGGGGUUGUGGUACUUUGACGUGAGAGGCAACAACCUAACUGGAACUAUCCCGGAUAGCAUUGGCAAUUGCACAAGCUUUGAGAUCCUGGAUGUGUCUUACAAUCAGCUAACUGGAGUAAUACCCUACAAUAUCGGUUUCCUCCAAGUAGCUACUCUGUCACUUCAAGGAAACAGGUUGACUGGUAAAAUUCCGGAAGUGAUUGGUCUGAUGCAGGCUCUUGCUGUUUUGGAUUUGAGUGACAAUGAACUAAUUGGGCCUAUCCCACCAAUACUUGGCAAUCUCUCAUUUACCGGAAAACUGUAUCUCCAUGGCAACAAGCUCACAGGACCAAUCCCACCCGAGCUUGGCAACAUGUCACGUCUCAGCUAUUUGCAACUCAAUGAUAAUGAACUAGUGGGAACCAUCCCACCUGAGCUUGGGAAAUUGUUGCAGUUGUUCGAACUGAAUCUCGCAGACAACCAUCUUGAAGGGCCGAUUCCAUCUAACAUUAGUUUAUGUGCUGCUUUGAAUCAGUUCAAUGUGCAUGGGAACUUCCUAAGUGGAUCGAUACCACAUGAUUUCAGGAAUCUUGGAAGCUUGACCUAUUUAAAUCUUUCAUCAAACAGUUUCAAGGACAAGAUACCUGCUGAGCUAGGCCAUAUAAUCAAUCUUGAUACCUUGGAUCUGUCUGGCAACAAUUUUUCAGGGUCGAUACCAUUGACACUUGGUGAUCUUGAGCAUCUCCUCAUCUUAAACUUGAGCGGAAACCAUCUCAGUGGGCCAUUGCCUGCAGAGUUUGGGAACCUCCGAAGCAUUCAGAUCAUCGAUGUAUCCUACAAUUUUCUCGCUGGUGUUAUUCCAACAGAACUUGGCCAGUUGCAGAACAUAAACUCUAUAAUACUGAACAACAACAAGAUUCAUGGAAAAAUUCCGGAUCAGCUUACGAAUUGCUUCAGUCUUGUCAAUCUGAACAUCUCCUUCAACAAUCUAUCUGGAAUAAUCCCACCUAUGAAGAACUUUACACGUUUUGCCCCGGCCAGUUUCUUUGGAAAUCCAUAUCUCUGCGGAGACUGGGUUGGAUCGAUCUGUGGGCCUUCUUUGCCAAAGCCACGAGUAUUCAACAGAAGUUCUGUGAUAUGUAUGGUUCUCGGUUUCAUUACUCUCAUAUGCAUGAUACUCAUUGCGGUCUACAAGUCAAAACAGCAGAAACAAGUCUUGAAAGGUUCUCCAAAACAGUCUGAAGGGUCAACGAAGCUGGUGAUUCUUCACAUGGACAUGGCUAUUCACACGUUUGAUGAUAUCAUGAGAGUUACUGAGAACCUCAGUGAGAAGUAUAUCAUUGGAUACGGCGCUUCUAGCACGGUUUACAAGUGCACCUCCAAAAGUUCCCGACCUAUUGCCAUUAAGCGAAUCUACAAUCAGCAUCCUCACAACGUGCGCGAGUUUGAGACAGAACUAGAAACCAUUGGAAGCAUCAGACACAGAAACAUUGUGAGCUUGCACGGCUACGCCUUGUCUCCCUUUGGCAACCUCCUCUUCUACGACUACAUGGAAAACGGCUCUCUUUGGGACCUUCUCCACGGGCCUGGGAAAAAAGUGAAGCUUGACUGGGAAACAAGGCUGAAGAUAGCGGUUGGAGCUGCGCAAGGACUUGCAUACCUUCACCAUGACUGCACUCCAAGGAUCAUCCACCGAGACAUCAAGUCCUCGAACAUACUUCUUGAUGGAAAUUUUGAAGCACGUUUGUCAGAUUUUGGGAUUGCCAAGAGCAUACCAGCCACCAAAACUUACGCUUCAACCUAUGUUCUUGGAACCAUCGGCUAUAUCGACCCAGAGUAUGCUCGUACUUCGCGUCUGAACGAGAAGUCUGAUAUCUACAGCUUCGGUAUCGUCCUUCUUGAGCUUCUGACUGGGAAGAAGGCUGUGGAUAACGAGGCUAACUUGCACCAAAUGAUACUGUCCAAGGCUGAUGAUAACACGGUGAUGGAAGCUGUUGAUGCAGAGGUGUCAGUGACGUGCGUGGACUCCGGGCACAUCAGGAAGACAUUUCAGCUGGCUCUCAUGUGCACCAAGCGAAACCCUUUGGAGAGACCCACAAUGCAGGAGGUCUCUAGAGUUCUGCUCUCUCUCCUCCCAUCUCCACCGCCAAAGAAGUUGCCUUCUCCACUGAAACUGCAAGAAGUUGAAGAUCGGCGUGAGAGCCACUCUUCGGACACAACAUCCCCAGAGUGGUUUGUUCAGUUCCGUGAAGCAAUCUCCAAAAGUAGCGUAUAA
Messenger RNA from Microthlaspi erraticum, 2886 nucleotides. The record is from the annotation of a GenBank genome assembly. NCBI's taxonomy places the organism in Eukaryota, Viridiplantae, Streptophyta, Magnoliopsida, Brassicales, Brassicaceae.